UCCACGGUUUCAGUGUGCUCGGCGUUUUCGACUCGUUCGCCCGAUUUUCGAGUUUCGCGUGUGCGUAGUUCGUGAAUUUCAACUUUAUCGUAAUUUUGUUUUACGUUUUGCUUAUUAUUUUUACAUGUUAUACAAAAUGGAAUAACUGAAAUUCAAAUUGAUGAUGAAUUUCACUACUACGAAUAACACUUGUCCAACGGAAAAAGUACUAAAUCCUGGUUGGUGUCCUAGUCAUUGGGAUCUAUUGUUAUGUUGGAAAGCUUCGAAACCUGGUACUGUAGUUUACCAAGCAUGUUUUGAUGAAUUGAAUGGAAUGCGUUAUGAUACAUCACAAAAUGCUAGUCGCCGUUGUAAAUCGAAUGGUGUUUGGGAAAAUUCUUCCGAUUAUAUGAAUUGCCGACCUUUGGAUACAAAUAAUCCAUUAUAUCCAGAUCCAUCGAUUGUAUACACAUCAUACUUUUAUUACGGUGGUUAUACUAUAUCAUUAGUGGCAUUGGUGGCAGCUGUUUCCAUAUUUGUUUACUUCAAAGAUUUACGGUGCUUAAGAAACACAAUCCACACAAAUUUGAUGUGCACUUAUAUUCUAUCUGACUUUACAUGGAUAUUGACAUCAACCCUACAGGAAUGGCUUUCAUCUAGUAAUAACGCUUGUGUGUUGUUUACAUUUUCGUUACAUUAUUUUGUUUUAACAAAUUUCUUUUGGAUGUUUGUUGAAGGCUUGUACCUGUAUAUUUUGGUUGUAGAAACUUUCACCAGGGAAAAUAUCAAGCUUCGCGUUUAUAUGUUUAUUGGCUGGGGUUUUCCACUUAUAAUUAUAAUUGUUUGGGGUGUUUCUAAGAUCAUCACACCAAUUGAAAUAGAGGAGAGAAGUGAUUCUUGUUCUUGGAUGACACCACAUCCCGUGCAUGAUUGGAUCUAUCAAGGGCCGGCGAUAAUAGUGCUGAUAGUAAAUUUAGUUUUCCUAUCAAAAAUAAUGUGGGUAUUAAUAACAAAGCUAAGAUCAGCGAAUUCGGCUGAAACCCAACAAUAUCGCAAGGCCAGUAAAGCUUUGUUAGUUCUUAUACCAUUACUAGGUGUUACCUACAUAUUAACUAUGGUCGGGCCUACGGAAUCCGGUACUUACGCUAACUAUUAUUCUUAUGGUAGAGCUACACUUUUGUCUAUGCAGGGCUUUAUGGUGGCAAUAUUUUACUGCUUUGUUAAUUCUGAAGUGAAGAACACAUUCAAACAUCAUUUCAUUCGAUGGAAUGACGCGAGAAAUCUGAGAACUGGUGGUAGCCGAAGAUUUACUUAUUCAAAGGAUUGGUCACCGAACACAAGGUCCGAUAGUGUCAGGUUGGCCCGGCCAUCGAUCAUCGCGGAUUCGGUCAUGAACAAAGGCAAGAGGGCCUCGACCGUCAGCAGUUCGACGACGAUGACGUUCAUCGUGUCUAACGGGUCGGGCGGCGUGUUGCUAUCGAACGCCUGUCAAAAUCGCAUGUUGAACGUUGCCUCCGAAAAUAUCGUCUAGAAAAAAAAAUCCGCAAAUAUAUAUAUAACAUUUUAAAGGUCCAACGUUAUCGUUGUUAGUAAACAACUAGUGUGUCUAUUCGUCCCGCAGCUGUCUCCUCGCUAUUAGUAUAAAAGUUCUUAACUGGUAAACCCAUUAUUACCUCAGACCCUACGCGUGUCACUUUUAUCACCACAAUCCCACAUUUCUCGUAUGUACCAUAUUUAUUACACGCAAUUACUGUGUGACGUGUGUAAUGUGUAUAUGUAUACGUGCUUGUGCGUGUGUGUGUUGUGUGUGUGUGUGUGUGUGUGUGUGUGUGUGUGUGUGUGCGCGCGCGCAUUCAUAAGACUUUUGUUUUGUAAAGCGCCAUUGCUAAGACCUGCGGCGGGCUUAACAAUGAUUUCGAUUUUACGCAAAUCAUAAUAUGCAUAAUGGUAAAAACAAAAUAUAAGUCAAAGCCGUGUAAAGUAACAUACCCAAUAAUAAAUAAUAAUAUUUUUUUCUGUACGGAUAUUGUGAUGGGACUUUUCAAACGUCCGUAAUUUAAACGCAGUUCAAAAACUAUUGCUCAUGAUGUUGGUAACCUUUAAUACUCAUUCUAUUAUUGUAUUGAACUACCCACCUAUAUUACGAAACCAUUGGCGAAAAAAUACAUAAUAUGCCUUUUUGUAAACAGUUUAUUAACUAUCUACUCACGCAGAACGUACAUUUUUAGAUUUUUAAAUAUCACUAAUUUUAUAAAUCACAAAACAAUAUUCUGACGAUUAUUCUCGCAAAACUAUUCUAACAUUCGAAGAACAUAGUAUUAUAACAAGCAAUAUUUAAAUUUAAAGUUAUCCGAAAAAAAUAUAUUUUAACA
Melanaphis sacchari is the source of this 2351-nucleotide messenger RNA. RefSeq names its product diuretic hormone receptor-like. The record is from RefSeq and is a predicted model, not a curated record. Lineage: Eukaryota; Metazoa; Arthropoda; Insecta; Hemiptera; Aphididae. The coding region runs from base 161 to 1510 and encodes 449 amino acids. Gene Ontology annotation, biological process: adenylate cyclase-modulating G protein-coupled receptor signaling pathway; cell surface receptor signaling pathway. Gene Ontology annotation, molecular function: diuretic hormone receptor activity; G protein-coupled peptide receptor activity; peptide hormone binding. Gene Ontology annotation, cellular component: plasma membrane. The transcript has 12 exons.